AAAAAUAAUAAAAUACAAAUUUAAAAACACAAAACGACAGACAAAUACUUGUUAAACAAGUAUUUUGAAAGACAUCGAAUUUGUAUUUAAGCUUCACGUAUUCUGUUUCUUUUUUUCCAGUAAAUACUUUAGCAAACCUUUAAAAAAUACAUUAGUUUUUCUAAAACAAUCAAAGUGUAAACACAACUAACAACAUGAAAACAAUUAUUUUCCUAUCAGUGAGCUUGACUUUAGCUUUAGCGGAUGUAUCGCAUAUAGUGGGUCAUCAUGACAGCACAACACCCAAAACGGGACCUGCUAAUCCCUAUGUAUUUAGUUAUCAGGCUGGUCGUGCUCCCGGACAUGUAGAUCGUCAACAUACCGAGGUAUCCGAUGGUUCAGGUGUUAUACGUGGUGCUUUCUCAUAUGUUGAUCCUAAAAAUCAAGUACGCACUGUUCAAUAUGUGGCUGAUGAGCAUGGCUUCCACCCACAAUUAAGCCAUGAACUCGAAGACAGUGCCGCCGUUAAGGCAGCGAAACAAAAACAUUUCAAUUUAUACAAUCGCAUUGCGCAAGAACACGCUGCUGGUGUGCAUCAUCCAACGGCCCCUCUAACUGGUCCAAACCAAAGUGAAGCAGUUGUUAGAGCCACUAACAAACAUUUGAGUUUGUUCGAUCGCAUUGCUGCCGAACAUGCUGCCAUUGGUGCUCAACAGGAAGCUGAUCGUUUAGCUCUUGCUGCCAGCUCUGGCCAUGACGAAGAAGAUGGCCAAUAUCAUCCCGAAAAAUAUUAAUGACAAAAAAAAUGGUUGUAAAUAUGUGAAAUGAGUGUUAAAUUGAAUUUAUUUUUGUAAUGUUUGUUGUUUGCCAAAAAAAAAAAUAGUUAAAAUAUAAAUAUGUAUGUGUGUAGUAAAGAAAAUUUCCUAAAUACAUAUUUAAUUUAAAUAAAAUAUA
This is a messenger RNA of Lucilia cuprina (Australian sheep blowfly), 933 nucleotides long. RefSeq lists its product as uncharacterized. Gene Ontology annotation, molecular function: structural constituent of chitin-based larval cuticle. Bases 195 to 773 code for a protein of 192 amino acids. The record is from RefSeq and is a predicted model, not a curated record. Gene Ontology annotation, cellular component: chitin-based extracellular matrix. The transcript is spliced from 3 exons. Lineage: Eukaryota; Metazoa; Arthropoda; Insecta; Diptera; Calliphoridae.